This is a messenger RNA of Rhizopus microsporus ATCC 52813, 2728 nucleotides long. RefSeq names its product Utp21-domain-containing protein. The record is from RefSeq and is a predicted model, not a curated record. The coding region runs from base 1 to 2688 and encodes 895 amino acids. The transcript is spliced from 6 exons. Gene Ontology annotation, molecular function: protein binding. Gene Ontology annotation, cellular component: Pwp2p-containing subcomplex of 90S preribosome; small-subunit processome. NCBI's taxonomy places the organism in Eukaryota, Fungi, Mucoromycota, Mucoromycetes, Mucorales, Rhizopodaceae. Gene Ontology annotation, biological process: rRNA processing.
AUGGUUGAAUUGAGCAAGAAGAGACGUUUAGAAAAAAGACAGAGUCCUAAACAUUCAAGAAUAUACCAGCCUUUUAGAGCCAUUGGCUAUGUUACAAACGAUGUUCCUUAUGUCAUCAACAGUUUAGGACAGAGUUAUUUAUUGACAACCUGCGUUGGACGAAGCUUCCAGACUUACGAUAUGUCAAAAAUGAAUCUCUUAUUUGUGAGCACACCUACCGAAAAGCCGAUCACAGCCAUGGCCGCUUAUAAAAAGUUAAUGUACGCAGCUGCAGGCAAUACAGUAUUUGGAUAUCUUCGAGGCAAGCAAGUGUCGCAAGUGGGCGGAACAGGCGAUUUCACAAUCAUGCAGAUUCUUGUCCUUGGUGGAUAUAUGGUAGCUCUUUGCGACGACAACACCUUGAAAGUCUGGGAUACGACCACCAACGAUUUGUAUACCGAGAUUGAAUUUGGAAAUGAGUUUACUGCAACAGCUAUGCUUCAUCCUAGCACUUAUUUGAACAAGAUUUUGGUGUCUAGCACGCAAGGCACAAUGCAAAUUUGGAAUAUACGAUCCAACAAGAUGGUGUAUCAGUUUAGAUAUAUGGGAUCAGCCAUUACCUGUCUUGUUCAAUCACCCGUAGUCGAUGUCGUCGCCGUGGGUUUGCUCGAUGGUACAGUCAUUCUUUACAACAUUAGAGCAGAUGAAAAGAUUGAUAGUGUUCGACAGGAUGAUCGUGUUACUGCCAUCACGUUUAGAACAGAUGGCGAGCAUAUGAUGGCAACAGGAAACAUGCAUGGUGAUGUUGCCUUGUGGGAUCUCUCAGAACGUAGAUUAGCUCAUAUUAUGAAGAAUGCACAUGAUGGCUAUAUCACCUCCCUUACCUUCUUGAACAAUCAGCCCAUUCUUACCACAGGUGGCACAGAUAACGCUGUGAAGCAAUGGAUAUUUGAAAAACACAACUCGGUUCCAUUUCCAUUCAAAGCUCGUAGCGGUCACCAUGCGCCUCCUUCGAAAAUUAGAUACUUUGGUAGAGCCAUUUUGAGUGCUGGUAGAGAUCAUUCACUCCGAUGCUUCAGUACCAUCCUCGACACACAAAACUUUGAAUUUUCGCAAGGCCAUUUGACAAAGAAGGCUAAGGAACGGGGCGUGCGUGCAGAGGACUUGAAGUUGCCACAGAUCGUUGACUUUGAUAUCAACAUGGCCAAGGUCAAGCAGUGGGACAAUAUUAUCACCUGUCAUGCCAACGAUAAUGCAGCACGUACAUGGACAUCCAAGAAUAAACGAUUGGGAUCACAUGUGCUGAUAAGUACAGACAAGAGUGCUGUCAAAUCAACAUGUAUUUCAACCUGUGGUAACUUUGGAUAUUUGGGAUGUGCAUCUGGACGAAUUGAUAUGUAUAAUGUACAAUCUGGAAUACAUCGCAAGACAUUUGAUGGCCCAGAUGGACACAAGAAAGCGAUUACAGGUUUAACCACAGAUAAUAUUAACCGAUACCUUAUCACUGCUUCUGUUGAUAAAACCAUCAAGAUAUGGGAUAUCAAAACAGCCAAAGUGAUCCAUACGAUUGACCUUGAGUCACCCGUUGUGGCCAUUCGCUAUCACAUGGAUAAUGAUUUGCUAGCUGUUGCAUGCGAUGAUUUGGGUAUUCGAGUCGUUGAUCUUGAAACACACAAGGUCAUUCGUGAAUUCUGGGGACACCGAAACCGAAUUACCGAUUUCGUGUUUAGCCCUGAUAGUCGAUGGAUUGUAUCUGCCUCUCUAGAUAGCACCGUUCGUACUUGGGAUUUACCAACGGGGUCGAUGAUUGAUAUAUUCAGAGUAGAGGACAUUGUGACCUGUUUGGCCUUUUCACCUGAGGGUGACUUUUUAGCCACGGCACAUGUAGACAAUAAUGGUAUUUUCCUCUGGGCGAACCGUACACAGUAUUCGAAUAUCUCUUUACGUCACAUUACGGAUGAUGAUGAAGCACAACUGUUAGAUUUACCGAGCAUGCAAGGUGAUCAGGAUGAAUCUGAUGUAGAGGAUGAUGAAGAGGUGGAUAUCAAAAGAGAAGAAUCAUUAGACACAGUAGAACAGUUGGCAGAGCAAAUGAUUACCAUGUCAAUGGAACCUAGAGCCAAAUGGCAGAAUUUACUACACCUAGAUACAAUCAAACUACGUAAUAAGCCCAAGGAAGCACCCAAACUACCAGAGAAGGCGCCAUUCUUUUUACCGACUUUACCUGGUGCAAAGGCACAAUUCAAUCUAGAGCCCAUGGAUGUAGAUAAAGAUAAACAAGACGAACAAACAAAGACAAAGCAACUUAGUUUGAAUCAAUUGAAUACAGAGACUGAAUAUAGUAAAUUAUUAAGAUCUGGUCAUGAAUCCAGCAAUUACGAUGCAUUUGUAAACUAUGCUAAAACAUUGAGCCCAGCAGCAAUUGAUGUCGAAUUGAGAUCAUUUACGAUAGAUGGUGAGCUGACAGUCUUGAAUUACUUUUUAGAGGCGAUUGUUUAUAUGUUAAAAUCAAGAAAGAACUUUGAACUUGCUCAAGCAUGGCUUUCCGUCUUCUUGGCCAUUCAUGGAGACUUGAUCAUCACAUCUACUAGCAUUGAUAUUCAUGAAAAGAUAAAGACUAUUCUAAGCAUUCAAAAUACAGAAUUUGGUCGAUUAUCAGAACAGAUUCAUUAUAGCUUAUGUUUAAUCGAUUUUGCUCGUAGAACAUGAUUGGCUUAUAAACAAUAAAUUUUAUUCAUGUGAAUUUCCU